AUGUCCUAUCAUUUCUAUUUAUCUAUCUUUCUUAAUAUCUUUCUUCUUCAUUUCCUUUUAUGUCAAAAAUUUAUAGAUAUUCCAAGGAAAAUCUAUCUAUCUUCAUUCUAUUCAGUUUUUUUCUAUUUUUGUCAUUCUUUUCUUCUUUUCUUUCUCCUUCACGUCUCAUCUCAUUUGGAUUUGAGGAUUAUUCUUUCUCAUGUCUAUCUAUUUCAUUUCUUCUUGUCUAUCUUUCUCUUUAAGAAAAUGAUCUUCUUUCUUUCUUUCUAUCUAAAAAUUUUGGUUCUUAUUGCCGAGAAAAACUAUGAGCUUUUCUUCAUUUCUCUUUUUCUUUCUUUUUAUAUCUUUUCCUGGAUCUAUCUUUCUUUUCUAAAUAACCUUCGUUUUACUUGUGGUCGGAAUCUUCCUUUCUUUCAACUAUCUUUCUUUAUCAUAUUAUCUGUGAAUUCUUUUAUCUCUUUAAAAGUCUCUAUCUAUCUAGAAAGAAAAAUGAUUCCUUGGCUCCUUCUUCUUCCUUUCUCAGUUCUUCUUAUCUAUAAAUAUCCGCAUCUGUACAAUUUAAUGUCUUUUAUCUAUCUAUAUAUCUAUCUUCUUUCUUUCUCAUUCUUUCUUUUCUAUCUAUCCUUUAUCUUUUUUUCUUUUUUGUUUUAUAAAUAUCUUGUGAACUGUCUCUAUGAUUUUCUUUUUUCUUUUACUUUCUUAUCCAUCUAUCUUUUCUUUCUAUUUUCUUUCAAUGAAUUCUCCAACUUUCUUUCUAUCUAUCUAUCUUUAAUAACAAAAAAGUACUCUAAACCAUUUCUUCAUUUUAUCUUUCAAAUUUCUUCUGUUUUCUCUCAAAGAUUUUCUAAAUUUCUUUCAUUCUACUAUCUAUUUUCAAAUUUCCCCUUUUAUCUAUCUGUAUCUAUCUAUUAA
This is a messenger RNA of Acanthosepion pharaonis, 912 nucleotides long. Lineage: Eukaryota; Metazoa; Mollusca; Cephalopoda; Sepiida; Sepiidae. The record is from the annotation of a GenBank genome assembly.